AUGUCGUCUCCAAGUCCUCAAGAUGAACUUACAACGACGGUUUUCGACGCCAUACAGUCGUUACCUACACAACGCAAGGCCAACUUUCUCUUAGAUACGGCUUUGGCUUUGAUUGAUGAGGGGCAAUACGGAGACCAAGUUGAGACGUUCCUCGAGGUAUACCUCAAGACGCCGAAUCUAGAUAAGGCGGAUGUUGCGAGAGCGUUGUUGGCGAGAGGAAAUGCGCGAAAAGACAGUGGGGAGAGGUUGAUUGCGAAAGCCAAACUUGACUUCCAAGCAGUCAUCAAACUAGACCCUUCAAAUCGAGAAGUACAAUCUUACCUCCGUCGGGAUAAACUUAUACACUUCAUAAAUGAACCGGCAUCUCAGAGAACUCCAGCAGAAGUUUGGCAACGGAUAGCUCAGCAUAUUCCGAGAUAUCAUCUUCGAACAUGGCUUUUUGUUUCCGCAUUCCAUCGAGAGAUAGCUAUGAAGAAGAUAUUCCGGACAAUCGAUCUCUAUUUCGGGGAGGAUAACGAUAGGGGGCUUGAUAUUUUGGACCGAGCUAAGGCAGAUUCCAAAUUCGCCGGUUUAGUGAAGAGCUUGAGGUUACACUGGUCAAUUGAAGAGGGGGAUAUGUUAGAUCUGAUGAUCCGAACGUUCCGAACCGCUCUGUCCGUUUUUAGGUCCCUCAAAGAUUUCGAAUGGAUCGGUUAUCCAGAACUACGCGCAGACAUUGUCCAAUCCAUCUUGUCCACCCACUCAGAUUUACACCGUUUAGGUCUCAUAGGCUGGCACUUUGACGCCGUUGGUGUCUCCAAAUUUCGAAAUCUACGUAAAUUUACGCUUAGAGCGGAAGACGACGAUGGGUUUGCGGAUAUGGAAGAGAUUCGGACGGUGUUGGACGUUAACGCUGCUACUCUAAAACACCUCAUCCUCGGCGCCUACCUCGCACGAAAUCAUUCGUGGGAUAGUGCGUUCCAAAGCCCUACGAUCAGUAAACUUACCCAUCUCGAUCUCGUGGAUACGAGGAUUUCGCAUAUUGUUCUUGCGAGGAUUGCUCAUGCACAUAAUCUUCAGUCGCUCACACUGCAUGGGACGUUUGACGAGCCGUCAUCAGCGUCUGUAGUCUUUGGUUCCGACCACAUCAUCGACGGUGCUCAUUCCUUCCUCCCUCAUCUCGAAUCUUUCCGAUUCGUUAUGGUCGGUCAUGACGAUGAGGUGGGGUUGUAUCAUAGUGUGACGCAGUUCCUGAUGAAAAGGAAGAAAUUGAGGAGGUUGGAUUUGGGCAGUUGUCCUUGGGAGUUGGUUCUGGGGAUUUUACCUGACCUUCUCGGGCUCCGGGUGUUGGGAGUAAGGAUUGCAAAUCUCAAUGUGGGGGCGGUGAAUAAUCUGGUUAGGGCAAUACCGAAGCAGAUGGUUGCGUUGAACCUCUCAACUGCGAUUAGUGAGAAACCCAUGAACGAAUACGCGCCGUUGUUUACCUGCUUCUAUAAUCUCUCGUUCUUACACCUCCAAUGUUCCUCGACCCACCGUCCUAAAACGAACCUCAUCCAAUCCGAAAAGGAUUUCCAGGUUCAGAGUGAGCUCUGGCAUGCAUCCGCUCGCAGUAUCGCAUGCGUAGUGCCUUCAUUGGAUUUUAUCGGGUGGCAUAAGGAACAUUACGUCGUUGUGAGAGGCGAUACGGAGGCACUUCAUCCGUUGUCUUUGAGCGUUGAGUUAAAGGAACUUCCGUCACGGAGAAGACUGGAUUGUGCGAAAGGUGUGGAUUUGGGGACUGAGGAUGCGGCGUGGUUGGAGAGGAAGGAUGUGCCGAUUGAUUAUGAGGUGCCUGUAUUGGAAUAA
Molecule: messenger RNA, 1824 nt
Organism: Marasmius oreades (fairy-ring Marasmius)
Lineage: Eukaryota; Fungi; Basidiomycota; Agaricomycetes; Agaricales; Marasmiaceae
Exons: 6
Coding region: 1-1824 (607 amino acids)
Molecular function (GO): protein binding
Source: RefSeq, a predicted model, not a curated record